AUGUCCAUCUGUCAUGCGCUUUUACAAGUUUUUCUUUCGACAUUCGUAAACGCUGCAUCGGAACUCAUCGAUGAAGUUGUGGACACAACUGCACUUGUACGUUCCAUAUGUGAAAUUAGACAGCUAUUCUUCACAAACAUAGCUCUCGAGAUACUGAGUGCAUACAACAGAAAGGACUUGCGGGAUCCUGAAGUAGUUCUCUAUGCAAACAGUGCAGCGACAGCAAGGCUUGAGUACAACAUCAAAGUGAAUAUAUAUAAGGAAGCAGUAACAAGUGCUCCAGUUCGCGCAUUGGUUGAUGAUGUGUGCGCUUCCUUCACAAAAAUCUUCGAGAUAAUUCGACCAGAUUUUGAGACGCAGAACGGGAGUAGUGUGUAUUCAAAUAGUCUUGUUGAUUUUGGCUUUGCAUUGUAUACGUUUGCUCAGGAUCUCAAUAAAGAGACUGACCAAGUGUGGAAGGAUAAGCGGAUUCACUACCUGGAAGCAGCAGUGAGAGCAUUACGGGAUGUUUUGAAGAGAAGAGGACCACGUCCCACGAGAAGCAAAGCGAUAGAAAAGAUUACUGAGAUAUAUUACAUAUUGCUUCGUCUGAAAUCAAACGCCAUGAUUGAAAGAGCAAGUCUUUUUGUUCCUGCUAAAGUUGUUCGCACCUUGUACAAGGACUUCGCAGACUAUGUCCAGGCAGUACAAGAGCAUCUGAUCCAGCUUUGCUACGACGAUGUUAGGAUUGGUGCGAAAGAUAUACCUUUGUGCUUUGUUGACUUCACAGUUGGGCUGAUUUCAAUAUCAGCUGGUAUGUUUCCUUUUGCUUGA
Molecule: messenger RNA, 813 nt
Organism: Cylicostephanus goldi
Lineage: Eukaryota; Metazoa; Nematoda; Chromadorea; Rhabditida; Strongylidae
Source: the annotation of a GenBank genome assembly